Ochotona curzoniae (black-lipped pika) is the source of this 2123-nucleotide messenger RNA. RefSeq names its product heparanase 2 (inactive) (gene HPSE2). Bases 74 to 1852 code for a protein of 592 amino acids. Gene Ontology annotation, molecular function: hydrolase activity, acting on glycosyl bonds. Lineage: Eukaryota; Metazoa; Chordata; Mammalia; Lagomorpha; Ochotonidae. The transcript is spliced from 12 exons. Gene Ontology annotation, cellular component: extracellular matrix; membrane. The record is from RefSeq and is a predicted model, not a curated record.
ACACAUUUUAGAUAAGGACAAUUAGUCACUCGCGAGACCCAGUAGGGAGAGAGGCUUAAAUCAGAGAGAUUUAAUGAGGGUGCUCCGUGCCUUCCCCGAAGCCAUGCCCUCUAGCGACUCCCGCCCCCCUGCGUGCCUAGCCCUGGUGGCUCUCUCCUUGGCUCUGUUGCUCCAUCUCUCCCUUUCCUCCCAAGCUGGAGAUAGGAGACUCUUGCCUGUAGACAGAGCUCCAGGUUUGAAGGAAAAGACCCUGAUUCUACUUGAUGUGAGCACCAAGAACCCAGUCAGAACAGUCAAUGAGAACUUCCUCUCUCUGCAGCUGGAUCCGUCCAUCAUUCAUGAUGGCUGGCUCGAUUUCUUAAGCUCCAAACGUCUGGUGACUCUGGCCCGGGGACUUUCACCCGCCUUUCUGCGCUUCGGGGGCAAAAGGACCGACUUUCUGCAGUUUCAGAACCUGAGGAACCUGGCGAAAAGCCGAGGGGGCCCGGGCCCGGAUUACUAUCUAAAAAACUAUGAGGAUGACAUUGUUCGAAGUGAUGUUGCCUUGGAUAAACAAAAAGGUUGCAAGAUUGCACAACAUCCUGAUGUUAUGCUGGAACUCCAAAGAGAGAAGGCAGCUCAGAUGCAUUUGAUUCUUUUAAAGGAGCAAUUCUCCAAUACUUACAGUAAUCUUGUAUUAACAGCCAGGUCUUUAGAUAAACUUUAUAACUUUGCUGAUUGCUCUGGACUCCACCUGAUAUUUGCUCUAAAUGCACUGCGUCGUAAUCCCAAUAACUCCUGGAACAGUUCUAGUGCCUUGAGUCUGUUGAAGUACAGUGCCAGCAAAAAGUACAACAUUUCUUGGGAACUGGGUAAUGAACCAAAUAAUUAUCGGACCAUGCAUGGUCGGGCCGUCAAUGGCAGCCAACUGGGAAAGGAUUACAUCCAGCUGAAGAGUUUGUUGCAGCCCAUCCGGAUUUACUCCAGAGCCAGCUUGUAUGGUCCUAAUAUCGGGAGACCCAGGAAGAAUGUCAUCGCCCUCCUAGAUGGAUUCAUGAAGGUGGCAGGAAGCACAGUGGAUGCAGUUACCUGGCAACAUUGCUACAUUGAUGGCCGUGUGGUCAAGGUGAUGGACUUCCUGAAAACUCGCCUGUUAGACACACUCUCUGACCAGAUUAGGAAAAUUCAGAAAGUGGUUAAUACCUACACUCCAGGAAAGAAGAUUUGGCUUGAAGGUGUGGUGACCACCUCAGCUGGAGGCACAAACAAUCUAUCAGAUUCCUACGCUGCAGGAUUCUUAUGGUUGAAUACUUUGGGGAUGCUGGCCAACCAGGGCAUUGAUGUAGUGAUACGGCAUUCAUUUUUUGACCAUGGAUACAAUCACCUCGUGGACCAGAAUUUUAACCCAUUGCCAGACUACUGGCUCUCCCUCCUGUACAAGCGCCUCAUCGGGCCCAAGGUCUUGGCUGUGCAUGUAGCUGGGCUCCAGCGGAAGCCAAGGCCUGGCCGUGUGAUCCGGGACAAACUGAGGAUUUAUGCUCACUGCACAAACCACCAUAACCACAACUAUGUUCGUGGGUCCAUUACGCUUUUUAUCAUCAACCUGCAUCGAUCAAGAAAGAAAAUCAAACUGGCUGGGACUCUCAGGGACAAGCUUGUCCACCAGUACUUGCUGCAGCCCUAUGGACAGGAGGGCCUGAAGUCCAAGUCUGUGCAGUUGAAUGGCCAGCCCUUAGUCAUGGUGGACGACGGGACCCUCCCGGAAUUGAAGCCCCGCCCCCUGCGGGCCGGCCGGACAUUGGUCAUCCCUCCGGUUACCAUGGGCUUUUAUGUGGUCAAGAAUGUUAAUGCGUUGGCCUGCCGCUACCGAUAGAGCACCCUGCGCUUGCCAGCUCCCCGGGGGCCUGCCGGACUGCUCUCCAGCCUCCCAGCCCCGUAGUAGCCUUACUCUCCAAACCUCUCCGCAGCCAGUUCCACUGCCCCUGCUGCCGUCCACACAGACUUGCACUCCGCAGAUACUUAAUGCUGUAGCCUGAGCUUAGCCUAGCUAGAGCACACAGCCGCAAGGAGACCAUGGCCAUUGUCUGUUGCUACAUCAGGACUGAGGUCCUCAAAUAGAGCUGUGUGCUCCCACUUAUGCUCAC